Magnolia sinica is the source of this 628-nucleotide messenger RNA. Its product is annotated as beta-glucosidase 18-like. Gene Ontology annotation, biological process: carbohydrate metabolic process. Gene Ontology annotation, molecular function: beta-glucosidase activity. The transcript has 4 exons. The coding region runs from base 40 to 432 and encodes 130 amino acids. The record is from RefSeq and is a predicted model, not a curated record. Lineage: Eukaryota; Viridiplantae; Streptophyta; Magnoliopsida; Magnoliales; Magnoliaceae.
AUAUUAGUCACCGGAGAAAAGGAUGGUCAACCGAUUGGAAUGCCGACUGCAGUGCCAAAUUAUUACGUGGCACCAUGGGGCAUGGAAAAGAUUGUAAUGUACUUCAAGGAAAGAUACAACAAUAUGCCCAUGUACAUCACAGAAAAUGGGUAUGCACAAGAUGAUAAAAAUGGUGUUUCGAAGAAAGAGUUGCUCAAUGACAUGGAGAGAGUAGAAUACAUGCGCAGCUAUGUGACUUCCCUAGCCAUAUCCAUGAGGAAAGGAGCUGAUGUAAGAGGCUACUUCGUUUGGUCUCUAAUCGACAAUUUUGAAUGGUUGUAUGGGUAUACACUACGGUUCGGACUUUAUCAUGUGGAUUAUGAUACAUUGGAGAGGACUCCUAAACUAUCCGCCGAUUGGUACAAACAAUUCCUCAACAACCCGAGAUGCUAAAACAGAUGGAUGGUGGUGAUUCAAGAUCAUGGCGUAUAUCGUCCUAGUCUCUACGCAAAUGUUUGUGACGUAUAAAUGAUAUUUUAUUUAUGUUGUGUAAAAUAAUAGUUUGGUAGUGUUUCAAUUAAUUAGUGCAUGAUAAUCCAUUGUAUUAUGUUGCAUUCAAUGGAUAAAUGUACGCUCUAUAUUUAAUUCA